Messenger RNA from Phymastichus coffea, 21046 nucleotides. Its product is annotated as histone-lysine N-methyltransferase 2C-like. Gene Ontology annotation, cellular component: nucleus; MLL3/4 complex. Lineage: Eukaryota; Metazoa; Arthropoda; Insecta; Hymenoptera; Eulophidae. Gene Ontology annotation, molecular function: histone binding; transcription coactivator activity; histone H3K4 methyltransferase activity. The record is from RefSeq and is a predicted model, not a curated record. Gene Ontology annotation, biological process: positive regulation of transcription by RNA polymerase II. The transcript has 35 exons. Bases 814 to 19452 code for a protein of 6212 amino acids.
CAAAGCUUCUUCGAGGUAUGAGAAGAGUAAUGAAAAGAAUAUGAAUACAUUCUUAUUGUAUUUUUUGAAAUGUUUUAUAAUGAAAAAACAGUUAAGUUUUUUAACAAAUAUCAUUUGAAUAAGGUGCUACAAGCACAAUCGGAAGCAGUCGCCGUUGUUGAGAACCGUCAGGCGUAUAUACGAAGCGCGACGAAAGCGUCCACACCGUCCAAUGCUAACUUCUGAUUGGCUGAAACUGAUGGUUAUUUUGCUAGGCGCAUGACGUAAGCAUGUAACCGACUUGUUGAUUGGUGGAGAAGGCGGGGAAGGCCGUGAUUAUUGGACAAGGAUCGAGAGUCGCGUUGCGAUAUUGGGGUAUCAGGGAGCAUGUGUGUGCUUAUGCAUACGUAUGUGUGAAUGCGUGGUGGAUCGAGCUCGGCUGCGAGUGCGAGAGCGAUCGCGGCUCUGUGGCUGACUGUAUAUCUGCCUGUGGACUAGUUGGUAAUUUGGUGUCGCGCCUCCCGGCUGCGUGUGGACGUGUUAGCGAGUUGACGCUUCCCCGAGUUGGCGAGCAAGACUCAGGAGAAGGCAACUCAGGCUCGCUGCUUGGCGCGCGCGAACCAUCGGUGGAUCGCGACUGGAACGACGGCGACGUCGACGAGUGCUAGCUGUCGGCAUUGUUCGCGUUGGCAGCACCAUGUUUACUUGGCCGACGAAGCCAAGCAGUGGAGCCGAGCACCAGGAUUGUUGGACGCGCGACUCUGGCGAAAGGCACUUGAGGAGGCAGCAGUAGACGCCACAGAAUUUCACAUUUUCACGUGAGAAAAAAGUGCCAUGGAUGAUGAAGAGCGGUUGGAAGGAGAGGAGGAAAUGGAGCUUGAUGAUGCUACCGAUGGUGAAGAUGAUGACGAGGAAAAUUCCGGUAUACCAAUUUCCCCUGCAAAUUCUGACCAACUGCUUGGUCCUCUGGCAACCCCGAGCAUAAGUCAGUGCCUUGGUUUUCAUGCAGAAAGUCUAAAUAGCAAUGCUCAAGAUGCAUACAACACAAGCUUCUCUGCAGAGGAAGUUGUCCAUGAUCCAACCUUACAAUAUCCAAACUUUUCUCUACCUGGUGGAAAGCCUCUAUACAGACGUGGGCCAGGUAGACCUCGAAAAGAGCGCCCACCUGGAGUCCCACGUGGCAGUGGCUUGCGAAGAGGAUUUGGAAGAGGUUCAACAAGGGGAAAAGGGUUUGGAUAUGGUAGGGGCAUACCACGUCGUACUAAAAGUAAAGAUGAUGAUACGCAUUCAGAAUCGCCAAGCCCAUUGAGGAUAGGAGAUGAUACAUCGAUUGAUGGAGAAUCUUCUGGCCUUGAGAGAUCUAUGCCUGCUCCAGAAGAACCUCCAUAUUUUCAGGAACAGUGGCCUGGAAAAGUUUGUGCUCUGUGCAAUUUGACUGAGAGAAGUCAAUUGGGUCAAGGUGAACUGUUGAAACUCACAAUACCUGAUGAUUUUACACCUCAAAAAAAUAGUAAUCGUGAAGAAACUCCUGAAAGUCUUGUUGAUGUGCCUAGUUCGGGUGACAAAAGUCCCCGCACAACCAACAGUCUUGGAGCCGUGACGUGUCGGAGGCAAAAAAGUUUAGCGAAGUGCAGAAAUCCUAGUCUAUCCAAUUUUACGGAACCCAUUGAAGAAUUAACUAUAGUAGGUCAUUCUGAGGAGCCUGAUUUGGGAAUUAUUUUUGAAAUGACUGGCCAUUAUUACGUUCACCAAGCGUGCGCUCUUUGGACGGGUGGUAAUCAAGACAUGUCCACGGAAAUUAUUAGUUUAUCCAUUGUACAGGCUUCAUCCCGUAGAUGUGCUUAUUGUUCCCGUUUUGGAGCAGGCAUAACUUGCAAAGUGCAAUCGUGCAACCGCUAUUUUCAUUUUCCAUGCGCCGCAGCAUCGAGCUGCUUUCAAGACAUCAAAAGCUUGACGUCGUUUUGUAGUCUACAUUUAGGGCAAGUCCCUCUACUGAUAAACGGAGACGGAGACAGUAUAAAGUGUAUGACAUGUUUUGGCAUGGGCGAUGUGUCGAAAUUGGUAAUGUGUUCAAUCUGUGGACAGCACUAUCACGGUGGUUGCAUCGGACUGGCAUUAUUACCGAAUGCUCGUGCAGGCUGGCAGUGUAUCAAUUGUCGUCUAUGUCAGGUAUGUCGGCUACCUGAAGAUCAGGCUAAAGUGAUGACCUGCGAGCAAUGCGACAAAGCUUAUCAUCCUAGUUGUUUAAGACCAAUUGUGACUUCUAUACCGAAAUAUGGUUGGAAAUGCAAGUGUUGUCGGGUUUGUACCGAUUGUGGAUCACGAACACCUGGUGCCGGUCUGUCGUCGCGUUGGCAUUCUCAUUACACAGUUUGCGAUUCUUGUUAUCAGCAGCGGAAUAAGGGCUUCUCUUGUCCAAUCUGCAGAAAAGCUUAUCGAGCGGCUGCUUACAGAGAAAUGGUUCAGUGUAGUAGUUGUUCAAAAUUUGUUCACGGUACAUGUGAUCCUGACGCGGAUCCAUUGACCUAUCAGCACCGUAAGGACGCUAAACCGGAUUAUGAGUAUGUUUGUCCUCAUUGCAAGAACAAUGCCCUGGUCAAGCGCAAGGACAACAUCGAGGACUACGGCGUAGAGUCUAGCCUGACCGCCUCGCAAGAGAGCUUGUAUGGGGGCGACGGCGACUCCUCCGAGAUGGACUUCCAGGGCAGUUCAGAAGAUGCGGCAGCAUUCUAUUCGAUAGGAUUAGGUAAAGGAAAGCCUUUUUGUGCCUCGAAAAUUGCCAAGAAGAGACUUGGCCUUAGCGGAGGUUUAGUCGGCCGACCAAAAGGCGUCGGAAAAUUAGGUUACCAAAAACGACAGAAAAUGACCGAGUUUCGAAGAAAGAGGGGCCCCAAAGCUAAAAUGCGAGGAGUUUUUGGCGUCCCAAGCGUGAGUCUACAGAGACCUGCCUCGGACUCGAACUCGAAAGAAGAGGAGCCCGUAAACGAGAAUAAACUGGUGUUAUGUUCGGCAAAGGACAAAUUCGUGCUGUCGCAGGACGUUUGCGUGAUGUGUGGCGCGAUAGGCACCGAUCAGGAGGGUUGCUUAGUGGCCUGCGCUCAGUGCGGUCAGUGUUAUCAUCCCUACUGCGUGGAAAACUUCAAGCUAACCAAGAUGAAGCUAAUGAAAGGUUGGCGCUGUCUUGACUGUACCAUUUGUGAGGGCUGUGGCGAGCGCAACGACGAGGCCCGGCUGGUGCUCUGCGAUGAUUGUGACAUCAGCUAUCACACGUACUGCAUGGACCCGCCGCUCGACUAUGUGCCCGCCAACGAAGAGGUGUGGAAGUGCCGCUGGUGCGCCCAGUGUCAAACUUGUGGCUCUAAUGAUCCGGGAUUCAAUUCCGGCUGGCAGAAAAAUUACACCCAGUGUGGACCCUGCGCUUCGCACUCGACCUGCACGGUGUGCAACGACGACUAUAGCGAGGGCGAUUUGAUCAUUCAGUGUGUACAGUGCGAGAGGUGGCUACACUGCAUGUGCGACUCAAUCAAGACCGAGUUGGAAGCCGAAAAGUGCGCUGAGGAGGGCUAUAACUGUGUGCUCUGCCGGCCAAGGGACGUGCCGCCUCCCCACCUGCACAUGACCAGCAGCAAGGUGUCAUUUCUCAAGUAUCAACAGCAACAACAGCAACAAUACUUACAACAGCAGCAACAGCAAAUGCAGCAACAACAAAUAAAACAACAGAUGCAGUCGCGCUCGCCACCGCCAACGAUGCGCAGUCCUGAUAUCGAGAGACCUAUCAAUAAUCAUCAACAGUACCUAGUCGAGGGAGUGGUGCUGUCGGAAAGCGGCAUGCAUCACAUCAAAGCACUGAUGGCCGAGCACCAGAUGGCCAAGAAGAAAAGGCGGAAGCUCAACGGUCCGAACGCUCCAGUGCCGGCCGUGAUCCCACCGCCUAAUGCCCCGUUGGACAAGGAUGCCGACAUAAUGGCGACAAUCGAGUCGGUGGUGGCCGGUGGUAGCCUGGAUAACUCGCUCGACGACGGUAGCGGUAAGUUGUUGGAUCCGAUGGAGGUCAAGGACGAGCCGAGUCAGGUAUACAAGGAGGGCAUGGUCUGGACGGCUCGUGGCGAUCAGCCGCCCCCCGAGGGCUUCAGCCUCUUCACCGCUGAGAACGGUAUUACCGUGCUGAGGCGCAAGCGUCAGCGAAAUUUGCAGAAGCUUGGCAUUGGUGGUUUCAUUGUCCGUCUGCGGGGCACUCGUAAAGACAAGGAUGAUGAGGCCGAGCAGCCGCCACCAUCCACGCCGGUGGCGGGCGAGAACUUGCUUGGCUCCGGUGCCGAUGACAAGCCGCGCAGAAAGCCCCAGCGCAGGAAACCAAAGACUAAGUUGGCCGAGUGCUUUCCUGUGUAUAUGCAGGAGGCAUUCUUCGGCAGGAACCUCAUGGACACUACCAAAGACAAGGAGCUGGAAAGUAGUAGUGGCGACUCGGAUAACGAACGCGCCAACUCGACCGGCGGCAACACCGACACGAUACAGUUAUCUCGGGAUGAGCUGCAGGCAAUGGAGCAGCUUAAGGCUUCCAAGCAGGACCGUGAUGAGCAGCAGCGAAGUUCGAGUGCCGGCCCAGGUCAGGCCACCAGCCGACCGACGGUGCCCAUCAAGCGCGAGGAGGCCGUCAAGGAGGAGGUCAGCGAUCAGGAGGCUCUGGAUGAUAUCUUGCCCAUCUCCGGCGAUCUUCUCGACAGCGAUCUCGUCAAUAUCGAUGAUGAUCUAGCCAAGGCUACCGCCUGGGACGAGCUCGAGCAAGCCCCCGAGUCCACCAAAGACGAGCUGCCCGACAUCUUAAGCCCUCAUUCCAUUUUAGAUUCCAUGGUUCGCGAUACCGGGCUACCUAAUAUGGCUAGUCACGAUGUGGAAGAAAUAUUCAAAGGAGUUCUCACGGACGAAUCUCAAGAAUCGCGGGAAUCUUGCGGAUAUCCUGUACCAACUCAAGCACCACAAACCCAGUCUUCCACUACUCCUUUGAUUUCUGCUUCACCUCAUCCUGCUAACCUACAACCAGCUAGCGCGCCGAUGAAUAGACCACCAAUGCCCGUCUCCAUGCCCGCUACUGGCCAGUCUACUCUCAAUUCGCCCAUGAGUUUCCCACCACCUUCGCCUUACCAUUCCGAGUACAGCAACAGUCCUACGUUCAGUCCUGCGUUUUCUGAACCACCUAGCCCAUGGGUGAACCCAGAGGACGAGACCGUCAUUCCUACAGGCGUUACAGCUGCUAUCACCUAUAACCAAAGAAAUAGUUUAAAACUGGAAGCUGAUGAGACCUUGGGCAACGGGGCUACGACAGCCUCAGUGUUGUAUGCCAACAUGAAUCAUCCAGAGUGGAAGUCUGAAUAUCCAGUCUGGUCGGAACGUCAUAAACAAAUAGUGAAAAAAUGGCGAGCUUUGCCGCCGGAAAAGAAAGCGCCUUACGUAAGCCAAGCUCGAGAAAAUAGAGCAGCAGCUCGCAUGAAGAAAGCUCAACAGAUACCGAAGGAGUCGUCGCCGAGCACAAAGCCAGCGACGGCUGGGACGAGCACGGGGACGGUCGGUGCGAUCCCUCAGAAAGUAGCAGGGCAGAGCGCAGUGCCUCCGGUGGUGGUGAUGGCGACAAGCCAGAAGCCUGAAGCCGGCCUGCUGAGCUCGCUCAGCGAUCCGUCGGCGGCGGGUAAGGAGCAGAAGUCACAGACAGCGGCGCAGGCGGACCCGAUCAGCAGCACGACCGCGGCAGUUGUGGCCACGGCGGUGGCCCAGGCGGCGGCUCAAGCAGCUCAGGCCUCGCAGUUGAUUGCAGCCGGAGCGCCCCAGAUAGCGGAGGUGUGUGCGGUGCAGGGAGGAUUGACGCAGCAGCGCCGGCUAACAGCAUCUCGCUCUCCAAGUUCUUCCCCAAACUCCACACCACCCUCUUGCUCGCCCAGACCCCCGUCCUCCUUUGCCCCUCACCUCAUCAGCAGCCCCCUCGUGGCCGGCGGCCGAUCGAGUGAGCCGGCAAGCGCCUCAUCGUCAUCUUCUUCUGUCUCUUCGACUUGCUCUUCUUCUUCUUCCUCCUCGUCGUCGUCCAACUGCUCCACCUCGUCCUGCGGCGAGGCGUCACUGGGCCCCGGCGGUCCGACUCCACCACCAGCUCCCACGCUCUCUCAGCCGCAGUCACACUCACUCUCGCAUUCGCAGUCGCAUCCACAGUCGCAAUCGCAAUCACAAAGAGCAUCGCCUCAGUCACUUCCGCCGCCUCUCCCGCCACCUCCACCGCCACCACCAGCCCAACCCGUACCACCUCAGCGUAGUCCCCUGGCAGCGGUGGCAACGCCGCAAGCAUCGAGUGCCAGCCAGCAGCAGCAGGCGCAGGCGGUCUCGGCGACGGCGACCGCUGCUGCUCCUACGCGCCAAUUCUCCUCGGUAGACCAUCAGAUUAGAGUGCUCACUCCGUCUGAGAUAAUGCGCACCCUCCCCUCCCUCUGCCAGGAGCACUACGACCCGCCACCCACCGCAAUUAUUCACACUGUACCUGUACAGCCCCCGGUUAUGGAACAAGAUAAACUCGCGAAUAGAGAUCGAUCGAAUAGAGAGGCAGAACAGGAGCGUCAAUGGAAGCAAUUGCAAGCUAUACGACAGCAACAGGCGCAAAUGCAACAGCAAGUAAUUCAUGAUCAACGGGCGCAUGAUGGAAACUUGGAUUUGCAAUGUCGCAUCGUUGCAGCUAUUGCGAGGGUACAUCGACAACUCAGUGAUGACAGCACUCCCAUGUUGAGCAACGAAAAUCAAACGAGCAUGAACUCGUCCUUAAUAACUCAGGACGGUAAUCAAAUGGGGCCGAUGCUGCCUCAACAGCAGCAGCUGGGCCCUCGCGGUCAAUUCGCCGCGCCGUCGAUGAAAAUGAGCCGAGGAGUCGCUCCGCCGAGUCCGCAUCCAGGUAUGCCUGUACGACUGUCUGGGCAGCAACAGCAGCAACAGCAGCAGCAGCCUCAGCAGCAGGUGGUGCAAGUUGGUCGACCAAUGCCCGGCAUCAGACCUGGGAUGCCAGUCAACUUCAACCAACAGCAGCAGCCACCAUCUCCCUUCUCUCCGCAGGCUCCUCAAUCUCCUCACGAUUUUCCACAGUCCCCGGCUGCCGCGCAACCGCAGACACAAGCGACCGAGCACUUUCAACGUUUCGAUGGCACCGAUGGUUUCAGUCAAACCUCCCCCGCUCAGUCCCGGUCUACUACGUCAUAUGCGAGCUCUCCACGCGGUGAAGUCUUUGCACAACCACCCGGCACGCCGAGGCCCAGCUACGGGGCAGCCUCUGCUGGGCGACCAGUGGCUCACGUAUACGCUCCUUCGCACGUAUCGACGCAACAGCACUCGCAUCAAAAACAACCGCCUCCGGCGAUUCAGCCGCCGCCCCCGCCAUCGCCUAUUAUCGGUAGCCCGGUGCAGAACUACCUCUCGCCGAGGUCGGAACAGCGCGUGGAAGCUCAACAGAGCGAGCUUUUCAACCAGCAGCCCGAAGUUAACCAACAGCUCAGGGAUUUGUUGCAACGUCAACAGCAGUUUAACAAAGACAUGAAACCCGUUAACCAAGCUUGGACUCAAGAUGGCCAAAAUGCCGGUGAGUCGCCUCAGCAGCAGUUCGACGCCGGCAAUGUGCAACUGCAGCAACAUCCGCAAAACACAGUCAACGUUACGGCCGAAGGUACUUUUAGGCAGCCUCUUCCUCCAGGAGCUGCUAGGCCACGAAUGCCCAUGCAACCAAAUAUGCUGAUACGAAGUCCUAUGGGUCAUAUUGCCACUCCACGACAACCAGGUGUGACAGCUAUCGACACUGCGAGAUUACAAGGAUUAGAUCCGAGAACAAGAAUGAUUUUGCAAAGGCCACCGGUGCCAGCUAGCAUUGUGCAGCACUUCCAGAAUAGUCAAAUUAUGCAGCAACGUAUGACAGGACCAAGACCUCCUAUACCGGGACAAGAGAGCUUUGAACUUGUUCAGCAACGUUUUGUCGCCGAAGCAAACCAAGCACAAAAUUUAGGUCAACGACUUAUAAGACCCGGUCAAAAUGCAAUGAAUCAGGGAGUUCGUUUAAUAAAUACAGCAGGUAUGGUGCGACCACCGAUUUUACCCACAGUCACUGAAGCGAACGUUACCAUGUCUGAAACUUCGGAAAUUCCGGAUAACGUGACAGCUGAACUUGAGAAACUUGAACAAGAGGGAGCGCCCAUGGUCGAAGUUGAAAAUGUUAGUGCAAUAUUAGGAGAUGACUUAGGAGACGACGACGACGAGCUUUUAGCUGAAAUGGGAGCUGACUUCAAUAUUCUCGAGUACGCUGAUCCUGAAUUAGACCAGUUGACUGGUGGCGAAAAAACCAAUAUAUUAGAUUUGGAUCUUGAACAAGAUGAAGUUGAAACAAAGGAUGAGAAACAUAAAAAAGAUGUAAAGGAUGAUAAAACCGCGGGCGUUGUCGAUAGCGCUGAAACAACUACAAGUACAAUGCAAGCAUCUACUGGAAAUUCAAACGUCCUGACCCAAGUUCAAUCAUUAGCACCAAUUAAUCAAGGUGCUCAAGUGACUCAAUCGCAAAUGAUGUCUCAAGCUCAUCCGCAGGCUAUUGCAAUGCAGCAACAAAUGCAUCAGCAUGUGCAGCAAGCGGUAGCUAUGGGAAGACCCAUAUUGCCGGGAACAAGGUUAUUAUCUGAUGAUGGAACCAUCGGUGUUGUUACUUCAACCAAUUCGGUCACCGUUAGCUAUCCUUCCACUUUCCCCAACCAUCCACAACGUAUUCCACAGCAACAUAUACAAGCUCAACAGCAACAACAGCAGCAGCAACAACAACAACAACAACAACAACAACAGCAGCAGCAGCAGCAGCAGCAGCAACAACAACAGCAACAGCAGCAGCAACAGCAGCGACUGGGAAUGAGAGUUACCGGCAUUCCAAAUGUCGCGGGUCGAGUCGUAUCAGUUAGUUCAAUGAUUGGGGCUAGAAUGCCUUUGGCGCUACCGCCGCCUCCACCUCCAUACCCUGGACCGCCACCGCCUUAUCCAGGACCUGUACAAAUGGGACUAUGUCAGGGUGAUCGGGGUUUGCCGCGACCCCCCACGCAUAUGGCGCAUGCCGCUCCGGUGGCGGCUCCGUCGAUGACCCCAACGGUACCUUCUGGUGCGUCAUCUAUGACACCCCACCCCCAUCGAAGACCCUUGCUUCUGCAGUCAUUCUCACAGGAACAGCCGUUGCUCUUGGAGGAGCUCUUGGAGCAGGAGAAACGCGAGCAAGAAAAGCAGCAACAGCACCACCAUCAACAACAGCAGCAGCAAGCCGAUACGACGGCGCCAACUGGCACUCUGCUCAGUGACAUCGAGUUCGAGCGACUGCGGGCCGACGUUUUGGCCUCGGGAUCUCUUACGUCGCCUCCACAAAGUAUAGCUGUGGUGCAAGCUACGACCAAUCCAGUGACAAGACCAACAGUUGCGACCGCGUCAAAUUGGCAGCAACCGACCACCACUGAUCCUGGUAAAGUCGUCGUUCAAACUCAGAGGCAACCCGUCAAUACCCCGACCGCUACUGAACCGAGAGUGCCUGCAUUUAAUAUACCUCAAGUGCAAGCCCCUCCAGUACCUCCUGACAAUAUUGUCACUGAACAAGAUCGACAAAUGCAGGUCCAGUACGAACAGUGGCUGAACCAUCAAAAUCAGAUUUUAAAUCAGCAAUUAAAGUAUUAUGAAACGGAGGUUCAAAAACUUCGGAAGGUUAGAAAAUCCCUUGGAAGUAAACAGAGACAGUGCAAAAAGUCUGGUAAUGAAUUAGGUGAGAGCGACGCGGCUGAACUUCAAAGAAUCGUUAGCGAAUUAGCAAUAUUCCAGAAACAUUUCGAUCAGAUACGUAAGCAAACACGGCAGCAUACUAACCUCAUUCAAGAUUAUCGGAAUAAGCAACAGCAAAAGUCGGCACAACCGCAGAACGCUGAAUCCUGUUCCCCGAUGAUGUCGCCCUCUCAACAUUCAUCACCAAUGCACAGUCCAGCUGGGCUAAUGUCACAAAGUCCCGGUCCAGGCAGCGUGCCGUCCAACAUGCUUCAACACUCCCCCGCUGCGUCCAUGGUACAACAUAGUCCUGGCAAUCCCCAUUCGAAUCCGGGCACUAUGUCGCCGCACAGUAGCAUGCAGGCUUCUCCGCGCAUCGGCACCCCUCACUCUCAGCCCGAGGAGAGCCCUUUCAGUCCUGGCACGAUGCCUUCGCCGGGGAUCGCCGGUCCCGCGGUACAAAGGAUGGCCUCACCUCAGCACCGCGCCAUUGGUAACGGCCGACUGACCACCAGUCCCGGUGCCUUCGCUCCCGACGGCCAGCAGAUGCGAACUCCGCAGCAAAUGCACUCCGUGUCGAGUCAACGCUUCGUACGCCCUGGCUCUAUCGAUGCCGGCCCUCGCCCCAGGAUGCCCAUUCAAGGCCAGAUGAUUUACGGUCAGCGUGCGCCGUUGGACAGUUCUCAACCAACUCAGCCGCCAAUGCUAACUCAACAGCAGCAUCAACAGAUGCUACAGCGCCAGCAGAUGAUUCAGCAACAGCACGAUAUCAAUGUCCAAAUUUCCCAAGACAAUCAAAGCAUGAUCACUCAACGCAACAUACAAAUGAUCCAACGGCAGCAAGCGUUGCACCAGCAACAGCAGCUUCAACAACAGCAGCUUCAACAACAGCAACAUCAACAGCAACAGCAACAUCAACAACAGCAUCAACAACAACAGGUGCAGCAGCAGAUGAUGCAAAAGCCACCAACGAGUCCUAUGCUAUCACAUCCGGCUUCGUCUCCCAGCCCACAGUUGCAUCAACAGCUGCAACAGAAUUACAACCAGCCACCGAGUUCGCCGCACCCAAUGGUUCAGCAGACUAUGGGUUCGCCCAUGCUACAACAACAACUCAGUCAGUCGUCGCAGCCGUCGAGUCCGAUGGGUACUCGAGUGCAAAACCAUCCACCCAACUCGCCCAUGGUCUCCCAAUAUCAGCCUCCCAGUCCACUGUCGAGGAACCAUCCGUCGACAUCACCGAUGCUGCACCAAAUGACCGGCGGCGCUCAUCACCCUCCGAGUUGCCAGACGCCUAACUCAUCGAUGCCGCGAAGCCCCAUGGUGGGCGGCUCACCGAUGCAGAUGCAGCGCAGACAGUCCAGCGGCAACAGUCCGGCCAUGCCUGAUCGGCCGCAGAGCGUGGAGAAUCCCGGCACCCCAAGGACUCCACAUACUCCGCUUACGCCGCAUUCCGCCUACAGCUCGCAAAACUCGAGCAACCAUUCUAUGAGCGAUCAGCAGCAUCUGCAACAACAGAAUUCACAGGCUUUACAGCAGAUGCAGCAGGCUCACCAAGAUGCUGGCUUAUCGAUGGAUCUGAACAGCAGAGGCGGCGGCGGUGGCGGCAGCAAUCCGCACAACCCCAUACCACUGCCCGUUCUGUUUGGCAGGUAUGGAUACUUCAAGCUGGGUCUUCGAGGCGGUUCGCCGAUGUGGUCGUCUAAAGCUGAGACGAGCAAAGGCAAGACCGCCGAGUCGCAGUUGACCGGCGCGGACGAUAAGCCCAAUACCUCGUCAGUGGUCCAUCGAAAAACCGGCAUUCCGCAGUCUAAGGUCAAUUCGCUAGUAUGCGCGGACUAUAAUGACUUCGAUGAUGAUUCCCACACGCCCCCGCAAACGCCUCCAACCACUGCCGAUUCCAAAGCAGCCACUUCUUCCAUAGCAAACAGUGCAAUGGCACUAGAUAGUCCUAGCGAUAAGGGCGAGUCGCUACCGGAUACGGUUGAUUACGACGACGACAAAACCAUCAUCAAUGCCGAGGUCACGUUGAGCUCCACCGCACAGAAGGAUAACGAUGACAUCCCCGUCAUCGAACAGUUCGGCGACUCGGAUUUGGAUAUUAUAUCCGGCACUCUGGAGGCAGUUGACCAAGAGCAGUACGUUCUCUUCGAGUCAGAUUUGUUGUCCGUCGACAGCAAUGAUUCACUCGGCAAUGCUUUAGUCACCACGAGCAACGAGGAUCAUGACUUUGUUCAAAUUCUGGAAAUCGAGCAUACGGAAACCCCCAACGACGAUUCCUCCUUUAGCGAGGAGCUAUUAUCCUCUCAGUCUUCCAGGAACAAAAAGGGAUUACAUCUCGAUAUUGUUCGGGCAAUGCCCGUCGGUAAAAGAUUGGUCACUCUCACGGAAACACCCGAAUCGCCAGACGAAGACGACCUUACCGUUGAUCCGUCACCAGGAAUGUAUAUUGAACAAUCGCCCGAUCAAGAUCUCCUUGUAACUCUUACUGAAUCAGACAUUGUCAUUGUCGAGUCCACGCCAACUAACGAUAAUUCUCCAACUAAAUCAACUUGUGACGAAGAAGGCUCGGAAACCAACUCUCAAGAUGCUGUGAAAUUAAAAGACGUAGAAUUGACGACUUCCACCCUUGAAUCUUCAGUAGCUAUCAAAAGUGCGCUGUCUCACUCCGAAGAAAUGAAAAUAACCGAAGGCACGAAGGAAAAGAAAAGUUUUACAUCUUUUACAUUCGCGGAAAAGAUUCAACAAAUCUCUCCAACCAAUCUUGUCGUAACAAAUGUCGCUAAACCAAUCGCUACAAGUUAUUCCAAGUCGAUUCCUACCAGCGAUGUCAAUGUUGCUGCAACAAUAAAACCUCUAACUAAGGUCAACACAGUAUCGUCUACUAUAAAAGGAUUGCUUACUAAUACAACAGCUUUGAGUCAGAAACAAAUAAAUGCGCCAAUUACGCUUUCCAGCAACGUCACUGAUGCUAAAAUUCUUACGAAACUCAAUCAAAGCACUACAAAAAUUAUCCCAGCAACUGCCGUUCAAAUUGGCAAACUUUCAAAAUCUCAAGAAAUUGUUAUAAAAAGUAUGCAGUCGAACACGGGCCAAUCGUCGGGAAAUUUACGUGAGAAAACUGGAACUGUUGGUCAAACAGUUCUGACUGUACCUGAAAAACUAACUAUCCUCAGCACUGUACCAGCCAGUCAAGUUCUUCAACAAAAAGCCUCGGCAAAAUCUACUGACAGACUGCUGACUACAAGUUUGAAAAUUGCCAAUCAGUCUAAUCAAGUCAAAUCUGUUAAUAAAGCUGAAUUAACGAAACAAGAAAAUACAAAUAAAAAAUCAACAUCUCAUCGGAACUUCAUUAUUUCUAGUGAAAUGAAAAAAGACGUAAAAGUAUCAGUUACGCUGAAGGAAGAUAAAAAAUUAGCUGAAGAAGCCAGCAGUAUCGCUUCUACAUCACAGAAAAUCAAUAACACGAACAAGGCGGAAAUGGCAAAUACUACCGAUGAAUUGGAAAGUAUGCUAGAAGCUAUACACAAUCCUGCCGAGAGUACCGUUAAUGGCGAAAAAAAAUCCAACAAAUCUAAAUGUAAUAAGGACGUGAAAACUUUGAAAAGAUCAUCACCAGUUACCGAUCAUCUUUCUCUUGUUAAUAUAUUAGAAAACGACAUUGAAGCGAAGGAACCCAGUAAAAUUCAAGCGUCAAAUUCCGAUAGUAUCGACAAGAUUAAAGAUGAGCGAAAAGUAACAACAGCGGGCAAACCCACUGACAAAAUUCGAAUUCAAUCAUUAGCUACGACUCAAAGCAGCUCAUCAGAUGCUUCUCUAAAAGAAGUAAAAAGUGUGAUGGAAGAGUCUUCCGAGGAUAUUCUCGAUAUGCUGCACAAUAUAAUUUCGUCUAAGCCAGAAAUGCAAGAUGAUAAAUCGGAAAAAUCGAGUCUUAUGUAUCAGCUGGAAGCGCCACUGGAAGCUUUACCGCUAAAUAUUUUGCAAGACUCUAUAGCAGAUUUGGAACAAGAACCGAUCUCAAUUGCGAGCGUUGAAAAAAUUUUACCUAUCGAAAAGAAAGACACGCUAUCCGGAGCAAACGCUGCGAUCACUCAACCAAUCAAUGUCACAGCUACCAAGAGUUCACCUCCUCCGAUGACUCAACCCGCGAAUACCAUUACUACAGUGCCCCAUCUCUCGCCUUUGUCUCAGCCAACGGAAAUAAAAUCUAACACCGAAAAUGCAAGCGAUCAGCUGAGGAAUUUGUUGUCGUCUGUACACGCGUCCCAGAGUUACACCGAAAACGUUCAGUCGCAUAUCGCGACAUCCGCGCUAGGAACGGCAAGCGCAACAGCGGCAACAACAGCUUUAGCUUCGCGAUUGCUAACGAGUAUUAGCAGUGCGUCAGCAAACGCGAGCAAAGCAGUGGUUGCUAGCAGCGAGGUAGGCAGUAGCAAAGAGACGAUCAAUGCCACGAACGUCGCGCCAGUACCAACAUCGACACCUAGUCUACCUAAACCUUUAACCAACAUAGUUUCGAGUCGACCUGCUAACUCCAGCGGAGUCUCAAUUUCGUCAAACGCAAUGCUCAAUGCGAUGCUUUCAAGUACUACCUCCAUUAAAUCGUCAGUGGCUGGUAGCAAUCUACGAUCCAAUACAAUACUCACCUCGAGCAGUAGUUUAUUGAACUCCGUGAUAGCACAGGCUGCCGUGCAAAGGACUUCCAGCAAUAGCAGCAUCCAAACCGUUGUACAUGCUAGUGUGGCUUCUACCACACCUGUGUCUCGCUCGCUAGUCAACGUCAGUUCGGCUCAGCAAAGCAGCCUUGUUGCUGUCACGCAGAUUGGUAGCGUUCCCGCCACUAGCAGUAAUAGCGGUGCCACAAGCAAGGUUCCUUCUGUCGCCGCUAGCGCCACCGCCAGCAGUAGCAGCAAUACCGCGAGUAAAACUCUCGCUAUUCCGACGGCUCUGUCCAAUGCGAUCAGUCUCAGCAACACCAGUAUUCUUCAGUCUACACUGUCUCAAGCGUCGACUCUUCUUCACACGCAACUCACGGCUGGGCCCUCGCAAUACAAGUCUCCCGGGACCUUGCCCAUAGAUAAUAAAGGUGCGGAUGCGGAUUCGCCGGCAGCAAUGAACAAAGGUUCUCAAGCUAAGAAAGAUGUGGAGGGAGUGCUACAAAAAGUUACUUCAAGCGAAAAAACGUCCGCAAUCAAAUCGGAAUCAGAAAAUACAAAAAUUUCUGGUUCGCAUAGGAUGGAAGAUUCUCAAAACGUUUUACUAAAACAAUUACUACAAAAUACAGCCUCUACAACUACCUCUGGGUCGAGUUCUUCAACGCAAACCGCUAGUUUUCCUAAUGUGCCCUCGUUAGAAGCUCAACUAGCAAAACCCGUACCUCCGACUCCAUCGUCGCUAAUACCUCCGCUGUUGGACGAAAUUCCAGUAACUAAGCCAGCAAGUACAAAACAAGUGUUAACUCGAGAAACGUCAUUUUUAUCUCAAGUUGUCAAGCCGCAAAGUUUUCCCGUCAAAGAUGAAUCCACCAAACUAACUCCGGCUAUCAACUCGCCUUUGCCUACAACUCUUUCUAAAACAGCUACCGAAAUGACAGAAAAGCAACUCAGAGCUUCGCCAGUUCUACCUCAAAUCACUCAGCAAACUACCAGUACUGUUUUGCCAAAGCAAACCAUUUUGUUAGCAAAAUCCACCCUCACACUUACGGAUAAGUCGACGAUGUCGCAAUUAGAAACAAACUUGCUACAAAGUUCACUCAAAUCAAGCGUUGAUACAGUUGUUAGCGGUACUGUUCAAGUUCAGAAACAACCACAGCAAACUUUAUCACCAUUACCACUGCAGCAGCAGCAACAGCAACAGCAACAGCAUCAACAGCAACAACAACAGCAGCAGCUACUGCAGCAGCAGCAGAAGCAACAGCAGCAGCAACAGCAGCAACAACAGCAGCAACAGCAGCAGCAGCAACAACAGCAGCAACAACAGCAGCAACAACAGCAGCAGCAGCAACAACAGCAGCAACAACAGCAGCAACAACAGCAGCAACAGCAGCAGCAACAACAACAGCAACAGCAGCAACCGCAUGUACCGACACCACCACAAGUCAUGCGAGUGCCUACACAAGUUGAUCAACUGCAGCCACAACAACUACAAAUUACGGGAGUUACGGCAAAAGUUACGGUUUCUGCUGAAUCAAAAGAGACAACUCCGAGUACGAGUCCGUUGCAGAGCAACAAUUUGACCAUAACUCAUCCCAAAUCUGUUUCUCCCGCCGUUCAGAGGCUUCCCAAUACAAUCACAAACGUCGUUGCUCCAGUCGCCAAUGAACAGACCAAGUCGCCUCAACAGAUUAACACAGUGCAACCAGCAGUGCCUCAAACGAUGGCUCCGACAGUGGGUCGUCAAGUACAGCUGCCACAGGGUACAAUUGCGCAACACACAGUGCCUUUAAGCGAAGUUAAGAAGGAAGUUAAUGACGAUAUCCUCUCCAGCGGGACCCCCGCACAGCUAACCGAUACCAAAGACUUUUUAUCUGCCAAAGAAGAACUGAUGGACGGCUCCAUCGACGAUAAAACUGUAGAUCUCAAAAAAUUGAAAAGACGCCAAUAUCAACAAAAGCGACGGCAAAGUCAAGGUAAAGAUGCAUCGAUGGCGUCUCAGAAAAAGCGGCCGAGGAAGGUGUCUCGCUUGGAUGAGGAUUACGAUACGUUUGUUGACAAUCUUAUGGUGCAAUUACGGCAACUUCAACCUAUGGCGGUUUUGGAGCCACUUUUAGGAAAAAAUUAUGGUGUCUGUCCGAUUUUCGGCUCGGGUGAUUUAUCAAAAUUUGGCGGCCCAGUCGAAUACAAUUCUAGAACUGGAGAACUCAUUGGCUCAUACGGACGUGCUCGACUUCCCGGAAUUUCCGAUCAUUACAAUACACAGCCUUUCGGUGAGUUAGAACCCUUACUACCACUUCCACCAGUUUCAACUCAAAGAAGCUUCUACGAUCAGGAGUUUCCACCGCUCAAGUUUGAUGACACUGAUGAUAAAAAGGAAAAUCUUAUGGCACGAGAUGUUGAUACACCUGAUACAAUAGUGAGCUCGUCCUCACCAGAAUGUGUUAUUCCUGAAUACAUGCAUCGAUAUCCUGGACUUAAACUAAUUGAUGAUGAGUCUGAUGAAGAAACCGAAUGGCUAAAGAGAAUAUCACCAGUUAUACCUAUCAUAUCUCCUAUUCCAAUUCGUUUGAAACCAGGAAAUAUCAAAGAUGCCGCGAAGCAAGACAAAGAGAACGUUGGAAUUACAAGGUUAAACAAGUCGCUGUCUAAUACAAUCGAAAAUGGAAAUGUCACUGUUACGUUAACUCUCAACAGUCAAGCUGCGGAUGAUAUAAUGGGUGUACUUAAAGAUUUAGCGAAUAUCUUGAAUAUUGCUCCUCCGAAUGGUUACCAAAUAAUUGAGCGGACAACGACUCCGCCAAGUCAAAAGCUAGGACUAUUUAGAAUUAAAGGAAAGGAUGGAGCACCGAUUGAUAUUCAGAGUAUAUUGAAUGGAGCAGCUAAAUUUUGUCGUCACUGUGAUGUUGUGAUACUUAAUAGCCUAAUACGAAAGAAAGUUUCGGAACUACCAUUUCUUAGUAAAGAAGAGACGGAUGGUGAUGAGUUAUACUUCUGCACGCCGCAUUGUUACAUGCAAUUUGCAUUAAUGCAUCGGACACCCAAUACAACUCACGAUAAAGCUGCUGCGGUUGUUGAUCAUUUAUGUCAGAAAUCGGACUCGAAAUUCUUAGAGGAAGACAUAAGAAAAGCACAAGAGAAGACAUUUUUACUUAAACAUUCGAUUGGACAAAUAGAACAAAUGGAUGUGGAUUCUGCAGAAUCAAAUGUUGAGACUAAAAUAAAGAAGGAGAAGGAAGAUUUCGAGAAUAAAAAUAAUUAUAUAGACGAUAAAAGAGCCAAAAAGCAUCCAGCUCCAGAAGAUCAAUUACUCGGCCCAGCGGAAUUACAGCCACCGCCUAAGCUUUUUAAAGGAAGCCGGUACAAAAGCUUCACAUCUGGUGUAAUGCACCCUGCUGUGAAGUACAAAAGACCGACCGACCGUGAAAUCACAGAGAUGCUUUUUAGAAUGAAAAUUACUAUUACGUUUUCGGACAAUGGCGAAGAUACGCGCCGUUGUAUGUUCUGUCAAAACGUGGGCGACGGUGCCGCGGAUAAUACUGGAAGACUUUUAAAUUUUGACGUAGACAAGUGGGUUCACUUGAACUGUGCCCUGUGGUCUGAAGACGUGUACGAAACAGUGAACGGAGCCCUAAUGAAUUUGGAUAUUGCCUUGAAAAACUCGAAAGAUGCAAUUUGUAUUCUCUGCAAGCAAGCCGGCGCAACAGUAAAAUGCUUUAAAAUUCGCUGCAGCAGCUAUUACCAUCUCGGCUGCGCGGUCAGAGAUGGCUGUGUAUUUUACAAAAACAAGAGUACAUUUUGUUCGCAACAUGCUUCCAAGACGGAUAAGGACAACGAGCUUACUACACUGUCUGUUUAUCGAAGAGUGUACGUGUACCGCGACGAAAAUAAGCAAGUCGCGGCGGUAAUGCAAAACAACUCGGAUCACAACAACCUACUGCGAGUGGGUAGCCUGAUAUUCCUGAAUGUGGGACAACUGCUUCCCCACCAGCUGGCUAACUUCCACACGCAGAAUCACAUUUAUCCGGUCGGCUACAAGAUCGUGCGAUUCUACUGGAGCAUGCGGCGGCCGAACAAGCGCUGUCGCUACGUGUGCUCAAUUCAUGACGUGUCCGGCCGGCCGGAAUUCCGAGUGUUGGUGCAGGAGCCGUCCCAGGAGGACGUGGAGUUGCGCGACGCCUCGCCCCGGGCGGUAUGGAACCGCAUCCUUGAACCUUUGGCGGAGCUGCGCCGCAGUUCGAGCACCGUACAGCUGUUUCCGCGCUACGUCACAGGCGAGGACCUGUUCGGUCUUACUGAGCCGGCGGUCGUGCGCGUGCUCGAGAGUUUACCCGGCAUCGAGACGCUCACUGACUACCGAUUCAAAUAUGGUCGCAACCCGCUGCUCGAACUGCCAUUGGCUAUCAACCCUAGUGGCUGCGCUAGAACGGAGGCGCGUCUUAAGAACCAGCUGCCAUGGAAGAAGCCGCACACGCAACGCACGGCCUCCUCGGCACGAGCCACCUACGCCCCCGCUUCGAACAGCUCUGGAGAGCUGGCUUGUCCUUACUCGAAGCAGUUCGUGCACUCCAAGAGCUCACAAUACAAAAAGAUGAAGCAAGAUUGGCGUAACAACGUCUACUUGGCCAGAUCCAAGAUCCAGGGCUUGGGCCUCUACGCGGCGCGAGACCUGGAGAAGCAUACUAUGGUCAUCGAAUACAUCGGCGAGAUCAUUCGCACCGAGCUAGCCGAGACCAGAGAAAAGCAGUACGAAGCGAGAAAUCGUGGAAUUUACAUGUUCCGACUAGACGAGGAUCGCGUGGUGGACGCGACGUUAUGCGGGGGACUCGCCCGCUACAUCAACCACUCCUGCAACCCCAACUGUGUCGCUGAAAUUGUCGAAGUCGAGCGAGAUAUUAGGAUCAUUAUUUUUGCAAAAAGACGAAUCUCACGUGGCGAAGAGCUGGCGUACGAUUAUAAAUUUGACAUUGAGGAUGACCAGCACAAGAUAGCAUGCGCAUGUGGAGCGCCUAACUGCCGCAAGUGGAUGAACUAAAAAGUCCGAUCCACCGUUGUUAUUGUUGCUACAUUAAUGAAUAGGGUUUUCAAGGAGAAAUAAAAUAAAAUAUAUAAAUAUAUAUUAUAUAUGAAAUAGGCAUUAUUUAAUUUGUAAAGUGCCAUUGCGGUUCAAUUAAACAAUGUUAUAGUGAAGUUGGUGCUACGCCAUCACGACAUUCCUCCAAAGUUGUACAAUAUUAGUUUUACUUUGUAUCGAAUCGAAAGAUUAAUCAACUGUAUAUUACUGCGAUGAUCUUGGAAGGAAAAUGAAUUAAAACGCGACGUAAGUUUUUCUGAAAAUGAACUGACGCCCGCGUAUGUGUAUACUAGAGAAGUUUGUAUCUUUGUAUGUUAAAUGGAGUCGACCGAUGUUGACAUUGUUGUAAAAUAGAAAUUUAUUAAGUAUUAUUGCAUAUAAAUCGCACCGUAAAUGUACAUAAGUAGAAACAUACAUUAUUUUGAACCACCAGAAAAUUAUGUAAAAUAACAAGUACUAUAAUAUAACAUUGUACACGAUUAUACGAUAAUAAAUCCGUAUAAAAUUUAAUAAAAAUUUUGAGUUUCCGUUUCAACGCACUCCUCCGCGUCCGCAACCCUUUGACUCGUAAAAUAAGAUAGGGAUCAGUCAAACAACAUUUAAUUAGAUUUGAAAUUUUAAUCCAUCGAUCAUACGUCAAUCAACCAAUACUUUGCUAUAUUUACACUGCUGUACACGACUUUAUACAGAUAUCAGUUCUAAAUAAAUAAUGAAAUGAACUUUCGCAGGUUGAAAAAUGUAUUUUAGCAAUGUAGGAGCAAUUAUUUACAUUUUCAGUCAAAUACUUAAAAUUAUUUGAUUUAAAAUCCACAAAUUGUGAAGUCACUCAACGAUACUAUGAUAAAAACAUUGUCACAAAUUUUGGCAGAAUAUAUUAAUGAAUAUUAAAGGUUCUACGUACACACGUGUGCUUGUAAUACUUAUAAAAUAUUUUGAUCAUUAAAAAUGCACUUCUUUGGCGUAAACAUGCUUUAUGCAGAACUAAUAAAUUUUCUCGCAUAAAAACAAAUAAUAAAUUAUAGUGUUCAGUGGACUCUAUAAUAAUGAAUUUUUAAAAGAUCAUUGAAAGUUCAUUUAUCAAAUGAUGAAUAUGAUUUGUCACAUAGUUGAGAUGCACUUUUAAACAACGCACUACAACAUACAAUUCAGAAGAUGAACGUGAGCUUUACAACUUAGUAUCUAUUGAGUAUAUAAAUUUCAAUAAUGCAAAUCAAAUGAAAUAUUUUCCUUGUGAUUAAGUCAAUUAAAAAAUAUUAAUUGCUUGAGAAUUGAGCAUGGAAUUUCAUGACUAACGCGAUUCCGGCAAUGCCAAUAAUUUAAGAAUUUAUUAAUAUAAUUGCUUUUAUCAGGAUUAUCAUAAGAUUUAAGCAUAAUCAAUGGCUACAGUUUGCCAUUGAUAUGUCUAUUGUCCACACUUAAUCGAUGAUAACUGAUUUGACAUAAAUCUGUUGAUGCGUUUGUCGAAAUGACUGCUUACUUUAUUUCGAUGUAGGCAAGAUGUAGAUGCAAUGAGAUCCAUUGUAGAGAGGAGACUGCUUGGGUACUAUUAAUUCAA